AUGGUGGCAGUGGUCUCACUGAUUGCAUAUCUAGUCAGUCUACUUUCCUAUCGAUUUCUCAGCCAUCUUCUUUCGGAACCUGUUAAAAAUGUAUUUAUUGGAGCUCCAGCUCUCACUUUUAAAGAAAGUCUCACAGCUCAAACUCUCGAACAAGAAAAAGCAAAAAAAAGAAUUUCAGCUAAGGAAAAACAAAAGAGAGCUCUGGAAGACUUUUUUCGAGACACUGGAGGCAAAGUGACCGAUUUAAGAGUAUUGAGAAGUGCCAUGUAUUUGAGUGAUGAAAUUGAUAAAGCAGUUCGAGGCAUUGACGAUGAUGACGAUGAAAGCGGUAAUGGCAGCUCUAUAUCCAAAAAACGAACCUCGUAUGUGGGAUGGCGACCCUAUAAUCGUUUCUACGCUGAAGGUACCGAAGAAUUAUUUACCAAUGUUCCUACAGGUCGUUCUCCUUUGGUCAUGGCAGCUCCCACAGCCGAUAAAUCGACCAUGUUAAAAUCACUCGAUUCAGAUCAAAGAACACCAUUACCCAUUGAAUAUCAAGCCAUGAGGAGGUCUCAUUUGAAGCUUGUUGGAAGACAAUUGAAAGAAUUCGAGCAGGAACAAUUGAAAAGUCUACAGCAAUCAGAAAUGGCUCUUCCUUCUUCUCCUUCUUUGGAUGUAUCUUCAAAGAAGAAUUUAACACUCUCCUCAGAAUCUACAGAAAGUAUUCAAAGUAGAUAUCAACGUCAAGAACGAAAACACACUGCAGUAUCGGAUCUUCUCAAACCAAGAAAUGAUCAAUAUGAACCACCUGCAGUUUCUGAUGAUUUAAGGGUGGGAGCUUAUCAGCGCUAUCAACCUUUGGACAGUAGUUCGGGUUCCAUUAAGAAACAAUUACUCAAGUUUGAAGGAGAUAUUUCAGAGAGACGACCUGAUUUGGAUUACAAGUUUGAAAUGGAAUGA
Molecule: messenger RNA, 939 nt
Organism: Naegleria lovaniensis
Lineage: Eukaryota; Heterolobosea; Eutetramitea; Acrasida; Naegleriidae
Exons: 2
Coding region: 1-939 (312 amino acids)
Source: RefSeq, a predicted model, not a curated record